Molecule: messenger RNA, 853 nt
Organism: Amoebophrya sp. A25
Lineage: Eukaryota; Dinophyceae; Syndiniales; Amoebophryaceae
Source: the annotation of a GenBank genome assembly
CGCGAGUGCGAACGACGUCAUGAAGCUGGACACUUGCGACGGGACGACUGUAAGUAUGUGUAUCUUCUCGUCGACAAUUGCAGCGUUUUCAUUGUGUGACAAUAGCUUCAUACAGUUCUAGCGCAGAAGUCACUACGCGGUCGUCAUCGAGAGGAGGCGUACUAGAGUAAUCCCCGUUUUUGUAGGUCACUUUUCAUGAUCAACACUGUACUUGGUGUCGCCCUUUGAGGUUGCAGCUCCUGCAUACUAUAUUACAUGUGCAUUCUACGUAAAUAAGGAGCCGGACGAUCCCACCCUGUGCAUGAAUACAACGGGGACGAUCGUCGCGACGCAACCUGAACCUGCCAAGUGCAAAACGGUUAUGCCUCGGACAAUGAUCAAUUCCUCUACUUCAUCACUACGCAAGGAGGUACCUACUGCUCCCGCUGCUAGAACGGGCAACACCUGAUGUCCGUGAAAAUGGGCAGCAUGACGAUGCCCGCGACGACCACUACGCCUACUACCGCCACGCCGGCGGCACCCACAUCACGUUUACGAUGGGCAGCUGCAUUACCACGGUGAUGAUUGUGAUGGCCCGUAUGAUACGAUAGGAAGGAUGUCGUUGGUGGCGGUCAUGUAAAUCUGUCACCUGAUGUGUUCAUCUUGAAAGUAACAAGAAGCCAAUAAAAGGAAAGCGAUUAUAGGGGUCGGGGUCGGGGUGCGUUCAUAAUUAUAAUGAUAAAACCAGACUGCAAAACUUCUUUUUCUGGUAUUCUUGCCAAGAAUUUCUUGCUUCUAGCGAGUAUAGAUACUCAGGGCUUCUACCCUCGAGUGCCUGAGCCUGUGCUUGCAAAGUCAGAGACUUUGUUUGGAA